Messenger RNA from Monopterus albus (swamp eel), 4773 nucleotides. Its product is annotated as mucin-2-like. Lineage: Eukaryota; Metazoa; Chordata; Actinopteri; Synbranchiformes; Synbranchidae. The transcript is spliced from 27 exons. The record is from RefSeq and is a predicted model, not a curated record. Gene Ontology annotation, cellular component: extracellular matrix. Gene Ontology annotation, molecular function: protein binding. Bases 1 to 4773 code for a protein of 1590 amino acids.
AUGUGUGGUGACUUCAACGGAGUUCAGCUUCAAUAUGAGUCCACCGACUCAAUUACAGGGGCUGCUCUAACUCCACAAGACUUAGCAUUUAUAUGGAAAGUCAAUGGUCCUACUGAACAAUGUGACGAUAUCACCUCUCCUCCUCUACUUGAUGACAGCUGUUUUGGCUCGACGACAAACGCUUGUUACGAGCUGCUGGAACUUCCCGCAUUGAACGGCUGUCAAAACCUGAUUGACCGUGACGCCUUCUUCAGAGUAUGUGGGCAGAACUAUUGCACUAUCAGCAAUGAUACAUCAACCUUGUGUUCAGAUGUCUCAGAGUACUCCCGUCAGUGCGCUAAUGCAGGCGGUCAUCCGGGCCAGUGGAGGUACAAAGGCCUGUGUGAACUUACAUGCCCAUUAAACAUGGAGUAUAACGAAUGUGGUAGUCCCUGUAUUGCCACUUGUACUAACCCCCAGCAAGGCCCAACAUGUGGAGGUACCUGUGUGAAUGGAUGCUACUGUCCAUCUGGGACUCUCUUGGAUGAUAUUACAAACACUGGGUGUGUUGCUGUGGACAAGUGUCCUUGCUUACACAAUGGAAACUCAUACAACCCAGGGGCUACAUACUCAGAUACAUGUCAACAAUGCACCUGUGCUGGUGGUCAGUGGAGCUGUGUAAAGAAGGACUGUCCAGGUACCUGCUCCAUGCUGGGUGGCUCCCAGAUCUUCACCUAUGAUGGUAAAGGUUAUAAUUUCCAUGGAGAGUGCUCUUAUGUUCUCUCAAAGUCCAUUAAUGGGACUUUCUCAGUCAUUGGAGAGAUGGCUAAAUGUCAAAGUACAGAAACAUCGACUUGCCUGACUGGAGUCAUUCUGCAGCUGUCUCAACAAACGAUAAUUGCAGUUACAGAAAAGGGACUGGUCACUUAUAACCAACAGCCCACUACACUGCCUUUUGCCAGAGAUGACGUAAAAGUUAUCAACCCUACAUCAUUCUACAUUGCAAUCCAGGCCUCCUGUGGGGUUACUCUCGAGAUUCAGCUCAUACCUGUUAUGCAGGUCUACAUCAAAGCUGAUGUUUUCCAUAAGGGAAAUCUCAACGGCCUUUGUGGAAACUUUAAUGAUAUUGGAGCUGAUGACUUCACAACCCAAUGUGGACUGACUGAAGGAACAGCUCUGACAUUUGUGAACACAUGGGUGGCCCAACCAAACUGCCCCUCUGCUAUAGCCAUAUUUGGAGACCCAUGCACUGCAAGCAUAGACAGGCAGAAAUAUGCCAAGUACUGGUGCGCCUUGCUGUCAGACCCAAAUGAAGCUUUUGCUGAGUGUCAUUCUACAGUAAGCCCAUACACCUAUGAAACCUCUUGUGUUUAUGCCACUUGCACUGGUGAAAACAGUGAGGACAGAAUGUGUGCUGCGUUAUCCGCCUAUGUCCAUGCAUGUGCUAGUGCAGGUGUAGUUCUGACUGGGUGGAGGAACAUCACAUGCCAGAAAUACACUACCUGCUCUUCUAAUUUAGUGUAUGACUACCAGAUGACAAGCUGUGGUCGCACCUGUCGCUCUCUCAGUCAGCCAGAUUUAGCAUGUAAUAUUAAUUUUACCCCACUUGAUGGCUGCGGCUGUGCUGAAGGAACUUACCAAAAUGAGGAAGGAGAGUGUGUGUCAGCCUCACACUGCUCCUGUUAUGUGGGAGACACAGUGGUGCACCCUGAUCAGGUCAUCAGAGUCUAUGGACAAAGCUGUGUCUGCCACAGUGGAAAAUUAAGCUGCACAGGAAGCCCGAUAAAUGAAUCAUGUACCAAUCCAAUGGUCUUCUUCAACUGCUCCAGUGCAAAGCCAGGUGACAAAGGAUCAGAGUGCCAAAAAACCUGCCAAACAGUGGAUACAGACUGUGUCAGUACAAAGUGUAUGUCAGGCUGCGUAUGUCCUGAUGGCCUGUUGUCCAAUGGUAAUGGAGGCUGUAUUAAGAGGGAGGACUGUCCUUGCACAUACAAUGGAGAAACCUAUAAUAGUGGACAGAGUGUCACUGUGGACUGCAAUAAAUGCGCUUGUAAAAACGGAAGUUGGGACUGCACAAAUGACAAAUGUGAUGGAACAUGCCUCAUAUAUGGAGAAGGGAAUUACAUCACCUUUGAUCAGAGGAGAUUCUCCUUUAAUGGGCAGUGUGGCUAUAUUUUCGCUCAGGAUUACUGUGGAGAUGUGAAUGGCACCUUCAGGAUCCUGACUGAGAACAUCCCAUGUGGAACAUCUGAAAGCAUCUGCUCCACUGCUGUCAAGCUUUAUUUAGGGAACAAUGAAAUUGUCCUUUCAGAGGACACUGUCAGAGUCAACAAACUAAGCCAAGGGGUGGACAUACCCUUUCAUGUCAACACUAUGGGUAUAUAUUUUGUCAUUGAGGCAAAUAAUGGUCUUGUUCUCAUCUGGGAUAGGACGAGAACAGUGAUGAUCAAACUUAGUCCUAAAUUCCAGGGCACAGUCUGUGGUCUGUGUGGAAAUUUUGAUGGGAACAGCAUAAAUGAUCUCACUACAAGGAGCAAUGAAGUUGUGGUUGAUCCCAUAACUUUUGGAAACAGCUGGAAAUUGUCACCUACCUGUCCUAAUGUAGACGUACAAACAAAUCCCUGUGUUUUGUACUCACAGAGGGAGGCAUGGGCAUUAAAACACUGUGGGAUUAUCACCAGUGAUGUAUUUGCUAGCUGCCAUGCAAAGGUGGAUCCCCAAGAUUAUUACAAAAACUGUGUGAAAGACACAUGUGCCUGCAAUACAGGAGGAGAUUGUGAAUGUUUCUGCUCAAAUGUAGCAGCCUAUGCAGCAGCGUGCAGCCAGGCCGGCGCCUGCGUGAGAUGGAGAACUCCUUCAAUUUGCCCUCUAAUGUGUGAUUAUUACAAUCCUGAUGGAGAGUGUGAAUGGCACUAUGCACCUUGUGGGAAACCAUGUAUGAAGACAUGCAGGAAUCCCUCAGGAAUAUGCUACAAUAAAAUUCCAGCAUUAGAAGGCUGCUAUCCAAAUUGCCCUGCUGAAAGGCCUUAUUUGGAAGAAGUUAGCAUGAUGUGCGUGUCACAGAAGGAAUGUGGCUGUUAUAGUAAUGGAGGCAUGCAUUACAAGGAAGGGGAGGCCAUGCCCCCACUGGAAAACUGUCAAAUUUGUACUUGUUCAUCGACACAGAUGGUGUGCAGCUAUGAUGUUGAAGCAUGUAUAUGUUCUUAUCAAGGACACAUGUACAACUAUAGAAAUAUAGUCUAUGAAACACAUGAUGGAAAUGGAACCUGUAUCACUGCUGUUUGUGGACCAAAUGGAACAAUUGUCAGAACGAUGAGUCAAUGCACAACCCCUGCCAAACCCACAACAAUAAUAACAACAACACCUUUCAUUUUUUCUAGCACAACUGCCACAACAGGCACAACCACUAGACAGGAAACGAGUUCUGAACCACCACUCAGUGAACCUAUAACAUCAACCACAACAGCGCCAGCCACAACAGGCACAACCACUGGGCAGAAAACCAGUUCCGGACCACCACCCAGCAAGACUACAACAGCAGCCACAACAACACCGACAACAACUGGCACAACUGCUGGACACGAAAUGAGCUCCGUACCAGAACCCAAACCGACCACAACGGCAGCCACAACAACGCCGGCCACAACAGCGCCAGCCACAACAGGCACAACCACUAGACAGGAAACGAGUUCUGAACCACCACUCAGUGAACCUAUAACAUCAACCACAACAGCGCCAGCCACAACAGGCACAAACACUGGGCAGAAAACCAGUUCCGAACCACCACCCAGCAAGACUACAACAGCAGCCACAACAACGCCGACCACAGUGGUCACAGGACAGACUGUUACCACUGCUUUUACACCAAAAGAAGAACCUACUACAACACCUUCUGUAGUUACAAAUGUAGUGCAUACAUCCAGGGUGACAGGAAAACAGGUGGUUCUUAAUACAGAACCACCCAGCACCACUACAACAUCAGCCACAACAACAACAACCACAACAGGCACAACCACUAGACAGGAAACUAGUUCCACACCACCAACCAGUGCACCUACAAGAGCGCCAGCCACAACAACGCCGACCACAACAGCGCCAGCCACAACAGGCACAACCACUAGACAGGAAACGAGUUCUGAACCACCACUCAGUGAACCUACAACAUCAGCCACAACAACAACAACCACAACAGGCACAACCACUAGACAGGAAACUAGUUCCACACCACCAACCAGUGCACCUACAAGAGCGCCAGCCACAACAACGCCGACCACAACAGCGCCAGCCACAACAGGCACAACCACUAGACAGGAAACGAGUUCUGAACCACCACUCAGUGAACCUACAACAUCAGCCACAACAACAACAACCACAACAGGCACAACCACUAGACAGGAAACUAGUUCCACACCACCAACCAGUGCACCUACAAGAGCGCCAGCCACAACAACGCCGACCACAACAGCGCCAGCCACAACAGGCACAACCACUAGACAGGAAACGAGUUCUGAACCACCACUCAGUGAACCUACAACAUCAGCCACAACAACAACAACCACAACAGGCACAACCACUAGACAGGAAACUAGUUCCACACCACCAACCAGUGCACCUACAAGAGCGCCAGCCACAACAACGCCGACCACAACAGGCACAACUGCUGGACACGAAAUGAGCUCCGUACCAGAACCCAAAUCGACCACAACGGCAGCCACAACAACGCCGGCCACAACAGCGCCACAAGACUACAACAGCAGCCACAACAACACCGACAACAACUGGCACAACCACUAA